GGGCAGACGACACCCCCAUCGACUCAUGAUCGUUAGUGACAGAGAUGUCCGCUUCACAAGUGAGUUGUGGAAGAAGACUGCUGAGCAGAUGGGCAGUCAACUUCAGAUGACUUCAGGGAAUCAUCCCGAAGCCAACGGACAGGCCGAGCAGAUGAACAGAGUUGUACAACACCUGCUGAGGCAUUACAUCAAGCCCAGCCAGGAUGACUGGGAUGAGAGGUUGCCUCUCAUCGCCUGCCUGUACAACAACGUUGUACACAACAGUACCGGUGUUAGUACUAAUCAGCUACACUUGGGAUGGAAGCCUAGAUCAGCUCUGGACUUCCUCCUACCUGAAAGUCGACCCUCUGCAACUCCAGGCACACUUGACUAUCGUGUGCAGUAUAAGAAGUUGCUAGAGCAAGCUGUCGAGCACAUCAGGAAAGCUCAGCAACCAAUGAUUGCUUCGGAGAACAGACAUCGUCGACAGUCCUCAUUUCAGGUAGGGGAACGUGUCUGGGUCAAGGCUAGUGAGCUAGGACAGAAAUUUGGUAUCUCUCGAAAACUAAUGCCUCGGUAUUUUGGUCCCUGGGAAGUCCUAGACAUAGUUGGGGAUGAGAUGGAUGGUCCUACCUAUGUUAUUCGCAUCCCUAGUCACUUACGCACUCACCCUGUCUUUCAUGCCUCAAAGCUUGCACCUUUCGCUGAGACAGAUCAAUUCCCUUCAAGGAGAUCGAUGCUGCCCCCAACCAUGAAUGGCCAAGUGGACAUCGACGACAUUGUGGAUCACAGAGACAUGCCUGUUCCAAAGCCACUGGGUAGAGGAAGACCUCCCAAACCCAAGAGAGAAUAUCGCGUCAGAUUCAAGCAUCAUACGGAUCCAAAAGAAGAUCGGUGGUUCACCAGAGAGGACCUGAUUGACACAGCUCCUCAAGUGGUGGCAGAAUAUGAGAGGAUGUUAAAAGGGAAGGCACCUGCGAAGUACUGGGCCCCAGGCGCAGGCUCAAGGCAGACCGCCCACACGCAACACUGGCAUAUAGGCAGAACAGGCGAGUGGGCGAGGAUCUUGGCCAUUGCGAGCAAUGCCGGCACGCUGAAGCACUGCGAGGUGCUGCGCUGCGCUAGGCUGAGGGAGGAUCCGCAACCGGACGACCGACUCUUGCGAUCGGCUAGACACCCGAUUGCCCAUUUGGCGUUAGGACCAGAGGGUGACAGAUAUUUGUUCCGCAAGCGUAGGGAGAGGCAGCAGCAGCAGAGGAGAGCUAGCGCAGCAGAGGCUAGCAGGGCGUUCGUAAGCGAAGUCGCAGCUUCAGCAGCCAUGGCCACUUCUGCGCAGCAAAGUUCUCAGGCUGGUAGUUCAAGAUCUGUAGGGUCAACGGUCGCGCAGACCAUGAGUCACCCCACUGGCGUAAUGGCAAGCCAACCCCUAGUAAUGACUCCCGAGGAGGUCGCCAUACAACGAGCUGCUGAUCGUGAGGCACAGCUACAGCAGGUUUUAGGGGAGAUUAAGGCAGAGAAAGAGAGAAUGAUUAGAAGAAAAGCCAAGAUGCAGCGGAGACAAGCGGACGUCGGUGAGUUAGAGGAAAUGGACCUUGCAGAGAUGGAUGAUGGAUUGAAGCCCGAUGACGCGAAGGUGGCCAGCAUUCGUAACUGGCCGCGUCCUCAGUCUGUGACUGAGACGAGGUCUUUCUUAGGGAUGACCGGCUACGAUCGCAACUUCGCAAAGAACUAUAGCAUAGUUGUCGCCCUUUUGACUGACCUGACUCGCCUCGAUACCCCAUGGGAUUGGACAGACAGAUGCGAAGCUGCCUUCAGACAUCUGAAACAUGUGUUGACGCAUCAUGAGGUCUUCAAACUUCCUGAUCCUGACAAGCCAUUUAUAGUAACUACGGAUGCUAGCCAGUUUGGCAUAGGCGCCGUACUUGCACAACAGGAGGGGAAGAAGUUGAGGCCAGUGGAAUACAUGUCCAAGAAAAUGUUGUCUCAGAAGUUGGCCAAGUCCACCUAUGAGAAGGAACUCUAUGCGGUGUACAAGGCUCUGACUCAUUGGAGGCAAUAUCUCCUUGGGAGGUUCUUCAUCCUCAGGAGUGAUCAUCAGACCCUGAGAUGGAUGAGAACUCAGUUGGUGCUCUCUGACGCUCUGAAGCGUUGGAUCGAAGUUAUUGAGCAGUAUGACUUUGACCCGCAGUAUCUGAAAGGGGAGUACAACAAGGUUGUUGAUGCCUUGUCGCGUAGACCUGAUUUCUCAUGUGCGCUGAUUACUGAGUUCGAUCUUACGGACGAUGUUACUCGCUGCCGACAAGAAGACUUCUGUCGAGUUUGAGUUGGUCAACGGCUUGUUGUUCCUUGAGAAGGAGGGGAGUAAACGUUUGUGUGUCCC
This is a messenger RNA of Chara braunii, 2359 nucleotides long. Lineage: Eukaryota; Viridiplantae; Streptophyta; Charophyceae; Charales; Characeae. The record is from the annotation of a GenBank genome assembly.